UGGGAAGUAGGUAACAUCCACACAUCGAUUUGGAAGCCCUGCGUGUUCGAAAAAUUGCUCCGUUUAACUAAAGUAUGUAUAUGUACACAACUAUAAAUAUAAACGAGUAACAACAGUAAUAAACACAACAAUAUUAUCACCGACAGUAAUAAACAAAAACGGCAAAAUCAAAUAAUGUUUAGCAUUGAAUAUCAGUAGCAAAAAAACAAAAUAAAAUAAAGUUUAAAAAAUAAUAAAAAAUAAGAGAUAGUAACUAAACGGAGUUUGAAUAAAUAAACGCGAGUGUAAUGUGUGUGAUGGACUUUAGUCCAGUGGUGAUUAAUGUUUUAUUUCCAGUGAUAUAAUAUCUGAUAAAAUCGAUUAUCAGGAUGUAUACGGUCAUGGUGAUUUAUAACAAUAAUAAUAAAAACUAACAAACUAACAAAAAACCGUGUAGAGGUUUCUUCUACCCGGACGUAAAUUUAGCUGGUGGCUGUUGGUUAUGCGGCGGUUCUGCUCGCCGUCAGCCCCUGUUCAACCCUUUAACUCGCUUCUUGUUCUUGAAGCUACUGGUUAUAAUACUAUUGGAAUAAAACCGAAUAAAACCGAAAGUGAGUACAACAAGACCCCGACCGAAAACAAGACGAGCAUCUUUUUACCACCGGGUUCACUGCAUUGCGAUUGACGGCGUGACAGGUUGUUUGGAAAGAAAACCAUCGCUGGAACGGAGGAUCGUCGUCGCGGAUAAUAAUAAAUAAUAAAAGAUAAUACAACAAUAACAAUAGAAGCUAAAAAAGAGUAAAAACGCAAUUACCGUAGCCUUGAUAAAGAAGAGAGAGUUUCAAUUGUGUCUGUGGUCCUUUCGCGACUCGCCUUUUUUAUUCUCCACGUUUUGAUCUUUGUUUCAUUGUUUCCUUCCGGCUCUCCUCUCUCUCUUUCUCUCUCUCGGUUAUUUUUCUCGAUUUUUACUUCAACUUUAACCCCCUCUCCCUGCCGCGUGGUGCCGCUGUAUACUAAACUCUUCACCGUUUCUUCUCUAUCCAUCCUCAAGUUGUGAGUAUCAUCGAGCAGCAACCCUUGCGCAAAACCCUCGCGUCGGCCCUCUGGCGGGCUUAUCAGUAACUUUAUCGGGGGUUGUCGUCGUAGCGGAUUGCCGUCAGCCUUAUAGCCGUCUCACUUGCGGCCGCGGCCGUUGUCCGCCGCAGACUCACGAAUACCGAGUCAGUGGCUCUUUUGAAGUUAAAAUAAAUUUUCAAAUUUUUAUUGUGAUUAUUUAUUGCCAUUUAAUUAAUUAUUUCUGGAAAAUUAAUUAAUAAUUAAUAAAUAAAUAAAUCAGUGAAGUGAAAAAUAAUUUGAAAAAAAAAUUUUUUAGCCGUACGGAUAAUUUGUGCAGUGAAGUGGAUUGAGAAAAAAAGUGAAAAAAAUAUUUAAAAAUUGUAUAAAAAAAUAAAAAUAAAUAAAAGGUGAUGAGUAUGACCGCGCGCCGGACGUACGUUGCUACGAGCGACCUCUCGUACGUCGGUUCGGACGCGCUCGUUGAGUGAGAAGACCGGAAUCCACGCGCGCAUCGUCACCCAGAAGCACGCGUGACUCUACGUUGUCCACGCGCAGGCGCGUUCAACGUUUCCUCGUCCCACUAGCACCCACCACCCACUACCCACCACCCGCCACCCGCCACCCGCUGACUAAUCCACCCUCGCUUUCCCCUAUUUAUCCCGCACACGUUUCCUUCCGUUUGUUUCUUUUCUUUGAAUUACCCUCCUCCCUCCUCCCGACUCUCUUUUCCUCUCUGGCGAGCCCCUCGUUUGCGUACCGCGGUAUCCAGAGAGGCACGCGAGUGCGUGGGACGCAUCUACUUCUAUCGUCCCUACCCUGAUUCGCGUCCGCCGGGCACGUGACUACUGGUCGCCAUGCGGCCGCCCGUUGUGCAGCUUUUUCUCUCAUGUUGGGCCGUUACCAUGCUCGGCUUUGCCAUUGCCGCCUGGCAGGAAAAUAUCAGGCCGAAGAUGUAUGUCCAGCUUGGUGCUGAAGAUGUAUUCAGGUUUACUGGAAAUGAAACGCACACGGACUUUUUCCGGCUGGUGCUGAGAGAUGGAAACUACCUUCUUGUUGGCGGACGAAACCUGGUGCAUAAUUUGAGUUUGACGGACUUGACGGAGCAGCAAAGGCUGACGUGGUACUCCUCGGAUACAGACGUUAAAAUGUGCGUUGUAAAGGGAAAAGACGAGGAGAAUUGCCAGAAUUAUGUGAGGAUAUUGGCAAAAACAAGUACGUCGAAUCUUUUAGUGUGUGCGACAAACGCAUUUAAGCCGAUGUGCCGUGACUACAUUGUACACAGCGGAAAUUAUACGAUGGCAAGUGAAAAGGCGGGUCAAGCAUUGUGUCCAUACGACCCCCAGCAAAACAGCACAUUUGUGCACGUCGACGGUGAAUUGUACACGGGCACUGUCGCUGACUUCUCGGGGAUGGACCCCAUUAUUUAUAGAGAGCCGCUUCAAACUGAACAGUACGACUCAAUGAGUUUAAAUGCUCCAAAUUUCGUCAACUCAAUGACACUGGGUGACUUUGUUUAUUUUUUCUUCCGAGAAACCGCUGUUGAGUACAUUAACUGCGGCAAGGCCGUCUACUCUCGGGUUGCGAGAGUCUGUAAAUAUGACCGUGGAGGUCCGCAUCGUUUUCGGAAUAGAUGGACGUCGUUUCUCAAGUCUCGCUUGAAUUGUUCCGUUACGGGAGAUUUUCCAUUUUACUUCAAUGAAAUACAAUCAACAACUGAUCUAAUAUCCGGUCAGUACGGGAGCGUGUCGGCCCAGCUUAUCUACGGGGCAUUCACUACGCCAGUAAACAGUAUAAGUGGUUCCGCGGUCUGUGCAUUUUCACUGCAAGACAUCUCAGACACGUUUGAGGGUAAUUUCAAAGAACAGACGGCGAUAAAUGCCAAUUGGCUGCCGGUAGCCAGUGCCAAAGUUCCGGAUCCAAGGCCCGGGCAGUGUGUCAAUGACUCCCGGACGCUGCCAGAUCUUACAUUGAACUUUAUUAAAACUCAUUCCCUGAUGGAUGAAUCUGUGCCAAGUUUCUUUGGCCAGCCUAUUGUUAUUCGUACUAGCUUUCAUUACAGAUUCACGCAAAUAGCAGUGGACCCACAAGUGAAAACCCCCGGAGGAAAGACCUACGACGUGUUGUUCAUCGGAACAGACAACGGGAAGGUGAUAAAAGCGAUAAACGCGGAUUCCGCGGACUCCCACGAGCGAGUAAGUCCAGUGGUGAUAGAAGAAAUUCAGGCAUUCCCGACUUCGGUGCCAGUUCGCGGGAUAAAAGUGGUGCGAGCGUCGCAGGCCGGGGAUGGUCUGGAGGAUGGACGUCUGGUGGUCGUAGCCGACAGCCAGGUGCAAGCCCUUAGACUGCACAGGUGCUACAGCGACAGAAUUCUCUCCUGCGGGGAGUGCGUCGCCCUGCAAGACCCUUACUGCGCCUGGGACAAAGAGGAGGCCAAAUGUCGGGCUCUGGUAGGUCCAGCAGCCACUGACGCCGCGAGAUUCCUCCAGAGCGUCGCUACAGGCAUUCACGCUUCCUGCCCGCCCAGUAAAUCACUGAACAAAGACGCUGGAAGCGUCGGGGCGAUCUCCGCAAAUCAAAAUAAAUUCCCCCAGGACUCGCUGCCCAACAAAGACGGACAGGAGGGCGAAAUAAUUAAUAUUAUGCAAGAUGAGGAGCCUAAUAACUCUGGACCCGAAGUUUCUGCGGCAGACUCACCAGUGCCUCAAUAUUCAGUGGAAACUCUGGUGAUGGCAGUUGUUGCCGGUGCGCUGGCGGCGUUAUUCGUCGGUUUUAUAGCCGGGUAUUUGUGUGGUCGAAAAUGCCGGAAGGAUGAGGAUGACAAUUUACCCUAUCCCGACACCGAGUACGAGUACUUUGAGCAACGUCAGAAUGUUAAUAGUAGAUUAGCGCCAGAACCAAAAUUACUACCCCAAGAAGAAGUGACGUAUGCAGAGCCGGUGCUGAUGCCUCAGCCCCCAAAAAUGCACUCUCCAAAGGGCACCAUGCGAAAGCCGCCACCGACUCCAGCAGAAACCUUGUUCCAGUUCCCGGAGGCGUACGGGUUCCGCGGCGGACCUCGGGACAACUUUGGAACUCUGAGAUCGUGUCAAGGUACGGACGCGUACCGCCGCAACGACGGUUUCGCCACGACCCGGAGUGUGAAGAAAGUUUAUCUCUGAGAAACGAGUGAGGAGGGAGGCGGCCGUCACCGUAGUUUAGGACGGCCAGGAAGAAAUCGUCACAACGCAACUUCUGGAAGAAAUCGCGGCGUGACCUCCGGUGGCGGACAAUCCAGUCGCGGGGAGCUGGCCGGAGCGAGGACCCUUGAGUCGCCCUCGCCCCCUUCCAGCGUGUCCUCCAGUUCGCCAUCGCCUCCCUCCUCUACCCCAUCACCACCACCCACGUUACUACCGAUGUCUAUAAACGACGGGUCUCCACCACCGCCGACACCGCCCUGCAGUUUUAUAUACCGAUCAUAGUCUUCAAGUAACGGUACUCAUAUUUACGAUCCUCCCCACCAAAUUCGUAAUAUUUAAUUAAUUAAUAAAAUAAUUUAAUUAAUUAAUUAAAUAGUUAUUAUCGUUACUAAUAUCGAUGUUUCUUUUUUUUUGCUAGUAUGUACGCUGUUAAAAUUUCUGGUGUGGUUCAAGGUGUUUUGUUUUCUUUUUUUAAACAAGGUAAAUUUUCUAAUUUUGGGUCAAAAAAAUUUUUUGAGGUGCAGAAAAUUAGA
Cotesia glomerata is the source of this 4744-nucleotide messenger RNA. RefSeq names its product semaphorin-1A (gene Sema1a). The transcript is spliced from 10 exons. Lineage: Eukaryota; Metazoa; Arthropoda; Insecta; Hymenoptera; Braconidae. Bases 1890 to 4193 code for a protein of 767 amino acids. The record is from RefSeq and is a predicted model, not a curated record. Gene Ontology annotation, molecular function: semaphorin receptor binding; chemorepellent activity. Gene Ontology annotation, biological process: axon guidance; negative chemotaxis; neural crest cell migration.